This is a messenger RNA of Mirounga angustirostris (Northern elephant seal), 2691 nucleotides long. RefSeq names its product transmembrane serine protease 5 (gene TMPRSS5). Gene Ontology annotation, cellular component: membrane. The record is from RefSeq and is a predicted model, not a curated record. The transcript is spliced from 13 exons. Gene Ontology annotation, biological process: proteolysis. Bases 450 to 1850 code for a protein of 466 amino acids. Lineage: Eukaryota; Metazoa; Chordata; Mammalia; Carnivora; Phocidae. Gene Ontology annotation, molecular function: serine-type endopeptidase activity.
AACAUUUCCACAAAUGCUAAUAUCAGCCCCUGUCAGCAGGAAGGGGGAAUUGUGCGAGCACGCAUGGGGCACACUGUUUGGCACAAGGGACUUGGUUGCUAAGCAACUGUAUCUGGCCUCACCUCCUCCCUGCAACCUUUUCCUCUGUUUCUAAGCUUCUAGUUAGCAGAUGGGAGGGGCUGGAGCUGCCCAGCCCAGCCCUUGGCCCCCUUUCCUGCAACAAGAGGUCUCUUCAUGGUUUCUGAGCAGAUUUAUUGUCUCUCUGAUUCAUGUCUGUGUGGGGGGGGGCCGGGGUGAGAAUAAAGGGAUAAAGGGAGGGGCGUAUGUGAACUAGGGAGACCUCACCCUCCAACCAAGCUGGCUGAGCUAUUUAAUCAAUGCUGAUCCAAGAACAGGAGCAGAACCCUGCCUAGAGACCCCGAGGGUUUACUUCGGUGCCGCUGAGCCGAAUGAGCCUGAUGCCGGAUGGCCAACCCCACAUGGAGGCUCAGGAUGCAGAGGAGGGCCCAGGACCUGGGAUCUUCAAAGCAAAGCUGAGAGACCCACUGCGGAGGCCCGAGGCCCAGCAGCCACCCAGCUCUCGGGCAGGGCGCCAGUGCUCAGGGUGGUGCUGCUGUGCAGGGCUGGGAGCCCUGGUGCUGCUGGCUGGUGUGAGCGUUGGCUCCUGGCUUCUCGUGCUGUAUCUGUGGCCAGUGGCCUCUCAGCCCGCUGCCGGAACCUUGCAGGAUGAGGAGAUCCCUUUGAGCUGCUCUGAGGCCAGCGGUGAGGAAGCCCUACUCCCCAUGCUUCCCAGAGCAGUAUCUUUCAGAAUAAACACUGAGGACUUCUUGCUGGAAGUACAGGUGAGGGCACAGCCAGACUGGCUCCUGGUCUGCCACGAGGGCUGGAGCUCUGCCCUGGGGGUGCGGAUCUGCCAGAGCCUUGGGCAUCUCAGACUCACUCACCACAAGAGAGUGAACCUGUCUAACAUCAAGCUCAACAGCUCCCGGGGGUUUGCUCAGCUCCCUCCCAGACUGGAAGGUCUCCUGGAGGAGGUGUGGCUGCCCAGGAACAGCUGUUCUUCCGGCCAGAUCGUUUCCCUCAGAUGCUCUGAGUGUGGGGCCGGGCCCCUGGCCUCCCGGAUAGUCGGCGGGCAGGCCGUGGCUCCUGGGCGCUGGCCCUGGCAGGCCAGUGUGGCCCUGGGCUCCCGGCACACGUGCGGGGGCUCCGUGCUAGCCCCGCGCUGGGUGGUGACGGCCGCUCACUGUGUGCACAGUUUUAGGCUAUCCCGCCUGUCCAGCUGGCGGGUCCAUGUGGGGCUGGUCAGGCACAGUGCCGUCAGGCCCCACCAGGGGGCUAUGGUGGAGAGGAUCAUCCCUCACCCUCUCUACAGCCCCCAGAAUCACGACUAUGACAUCGCCCUCCUGCGGCUUCGGACGCCGCUCAACUUCUCAGAUAACGUGGGUGCUGUGUGCCUGCCAGCCGAGAAGCAAGAUUUUCCAAGGGGCUCGCGGUGCUGGGUGUCUGGCUGGGGCCACACAGACCCCAGACACACCCACAAGUCAGAUUCGCUCCAGGACACGGUGGUGCCCCUGCUCAGCACCCAGCUCUGCAACAGCUCCUGCAUGUAUAGUGGGGCACUCACCCCCCGCAUGCUGUGUGCUGGCUACAUGGACGGGAGGGCUGAUGCGUGCCAGGGUGAUAGCGGGGGCCCCCUGGUGUGCCUGGACGUGGGCACCUGGCACUUGGUCGGGGUGGUCAGCUGGGGCCGUGGCUGUGCAGAGCCCAAUCACCCGGGCGUCUACGCCAAGGUUGCUGAGUUCCUGGACUGGAUCCAUGACACUGCAAGGCACAGAGAAGAGGCCAUAUGAGGAUGCAGUGAGAAGGUGGUCAUCUGCAAGCCAGGAGGAGUGUUCUCACCAGAAACUGACCUUGAUGGCACCUUGGUCUUGGACUUCAGGCUUCAGAACUGUGAGAAAUAGAUUUCUGUUUUUUAAGCCACGCGGUCUGUGGUAUUCUGUUACGGCAGCCCUCGCCGCUUAAUAUCAAACUAAAUCACCGUAGAAGACACUCAUAAAAUAGGAGAAUAAAUACAAGAGCAAGCUCAGGGUCUCGUAGCCCAAUGUGGAGCCUGUGGCUUGGGUAUCUGUUGCACCAUGUGUGGGAGGCAUUUAGGGGAGGCCAGGUCGGCGGGGAGAGAAGAGCGCUGGUCCCAGGAGCCCGGAGUCUGGGUUCUGAUCUGGUCUUUGUCGUUUGUUAUUGAGCCCAGCUGUCUCUGGACUUUGCUGAGUUCCUGUUUUCUCCUCUAUGUAAUGGGACUAAUAAUAUAUUUCCUGUAUAACCCAUGGAGUAGAUGGGAAGACCAAGAUCUGGUUGCGGAUGAGCACGAAAAACUGGUUAUAUUUUUUAUUUGCUGAAAGAGCACAAAUAUGAACUAUUUUGAAAGAGUUUGCUACAAUUAAUUUACAACCACUUAUGGAUAGAUGCAUGUUGCCAGAAAGAACUGAUGUGGUAAAUGUAGAAAUUUCCCACCUACUAUCAGCAUGUAAGGUUUUAAGAAAGCCAGUGGAGGCAAAUGAUGUUUCCGAUCAUAACCUCAGAAAUGUGGUUUCCAUACCAACAUAUUUGUGCAGACUAGAAAGCCCAAAACAAAAUGCUGCCUCUGAUUCACGAGAAGGCAAGCCUUGGUUGAAUCAUGUUUUUAGUAGAAAA